Molecule: messenger RNA, 7461 nt
Organism: Osmia lignaria (orchard mason bee)
Lineage: Eukaryota; Metazoa; Arthropoda; Insecta; Hymenoptera; Megachilidae
Molecular function (GO): nucleic acid binding; ATP binding; RNA helicase activity
Source: RefSeq, a predicted model, not a curated record
GUGUAACUGGUACAUCUGACAUAGUUUCUCGAAAAAACUGAAGUUCGUUCCUGCAUAACGGUUAUUGUGUCAGCAGAUUUUUCCGAAUAUUCAUCAAGAUGUAUAACAACAGUUAUUCCAAUCAUACCAGUUUGUCAACAGCAUUUUCUGAAAACAGUUACAGACCUAGGGGGAACAGAGACUCUAACAGUCGUAAUGGGAGUGGAACAUUCUGGAAUAGUCAACAACACACACAGAAGGAGAAGACGCUUAAGAAGCAAGCUCAGAGGAGAACACCUGGAGAUUCAUUGAAGAAGCCUAGUUGGGAUUUAGCCAAAUUACCCGUGAUCGCUAAGAAUUUAUAUAUCCCACAUAUCAACGUCCUGAAACGUUCGAUCGAUGAGGUCACCAAAUAUCACAUUGGCAAAGAAAUCACAGUAAAAGGAAAUAACACCCCGUCUCCGAUUCAAGCAUUCGAAGAAAGUAACUUCCCGGAUUACGUAAUGAAAGAAAUUAGAAAACAAGGAUUUGCUGAACCAACUGCUAUUCAAGCACAGGGUUGGCCAAUUGCGCUUAGUGGACGUGAUUUAGUUGGAAUUGCUCAAACAGGAUCUGGAAAAACGUUAGCUUAUAUUUUACCAGCGACGGUACACAUCAAUAGUCAACCACAAUUGAGCCGAGGAGACGGUCCGAUUGUUUUAAUUCUUGCUCCAACGAGGGAGUUGGCUCAGCAAAUUCAAUCCGUCGCCAGGGACUUCGGAUCAUCUUCGUGUAUCCGUAAUACUUGUAUCUUCGGUGGUUCUCCAAAAGGGCCUCAGGCUCGCGACUUAGAACGUGGCGUUGAAAUAUGCAUCGCCACUCCCGGCAGACUGAUCGAUUUUCUCGAGAAGGGAACGACGAAUCUGCGCAGGUGCACGUACCUUGUACUCGAUGAGGCGGAUAGAAUGUUGGACAUGGGAUUCGAGCCGCAGAUUCGUAAAAUCAUCGAACAAAUAAGACCCGACAGGCAGGUGCUAAUGUGGUCCGCAACGUGGCCCAAGGAAGUGCAGGCUCUAGCUGAAGACUUUCUGACAGACUACAUUCAGAUAAACAUUGGUUCUCUGACAUUGGCUGCUAACCACAACAUACGUCAGAUAAUCGAGAUUUGCCAGGAACACGAGAAGGAAUCGAAGCUUUCGGGUUUGCUACGAGAAAUUGGCAAAGACCGAGGAGGCAAAAUGAUCAUUUUCGUUGAAACGAAGAAGAAAGUAGACGACAUAACUAAAGCUAUUAAACGGGAGGGUUGGUCGGCCAUCUCUAUUCACGGCGAUAAGUCUCAACCUGAAAGGGAUUACGUUCUGUCCGAGUUCAGGAACGGAAAAACGAUGAUACUUGUCGCUACCGACGUGGCUGCUCGCGGUUUGGACGUGGAGGACGUGAAAUACGUGAUCAACUUCGAUUACCCUAACAGCUCUGAGGAUUACAUUCACAGAAUAGGAAGGACCGGACGUUGUCAAAGUGCUGGCACCGCGUAUGCGUACUUCACACCUAACAACGCAAGACAAGCGAAAGAAUUGAUCUCAGUUCUAGAGGAAGCUGGCCAAGUGAUAAACCCGCAAUUAGCAGAUCUGGCAAACUCGAUGAAGAAUUCCUACGGCAAGGGUCGCCAACGCUGGAGUCACUCUCGCUCCAACAAAGAUAACAAUCCUGGAAGCCCGCGAAACAAUAGUAGCCCGACGAAUAAUUGGCAAAAUCAACAUUCUCAAAGUAUUCAACACAACGGCGUUAACGGCCAAGAAAGAACCGUUGCGCGCCAACAGAAUGGAUACCAGAACAGUCGUCAGAAUAGUUUUCAGCCUAACUACCAACAACAGCAGCAGCAGCAACAACAACAGCAGCAACAACAGCAACACCAGAGACAGCCUAAUGCUUAUACCACCAGUUGUCAGACUAGUAGCAGCUACCAAACUGGUUAUCAGAAUGCAAAUAUACCUAGAUACCACGGGAGGACGGGAAGUUUUCAAGGGAACCGUUACCACAACCGUCAGAACACCUACAGUACCAACCAAACAGCUGGGGGACAGAACGUAUACUCUAUGCCACCUCCGUUCAUGAUGCCAUCCGGUGGUCAUACCGACUCUGGGAUGCAAAGCCUUGUUAAUAACAAAUUCUUCCAGACAAAUCGGCCACCGCCAAACACUGGAGCCUGCGCUUAUCAAUCGAUGGGAUACGGUCAGUUCCAAGCUGUGCCACCGUAUAGUUACCCUUAUCCGCCCACUCCAGUGCAGCAGUGACGCUUUUCAAAGAAUAAGUCGGUAAGAGUGCAGGCUAAAUAAGAGAUCGAAUUUUUUCUUUUUCUCCUGUCUAAUAUCGGACCCAUUUAAUAUUUACGGUUUGUGUAGAGGAUACAAUUGGGUCUCCCUUUGAAUAUAUACGUAACGUAAUGUUUCUUCUUUUCUUUGUCGUUUAUUAUUUUCUGGAAUGGUGCCGGUUCGACGGUUGGUAUAUACAGAACAAAAUCGUUUGAGUUUAUUCGUUCGUUGAACAAACACGAGUGACGGAGAUGUCGGAAAUGGUGUGUAGUAUCGUUUUGCAUCGGUCAAGCCAAGUACAAUAUUUCAUUAUUCGUUCUAUAGGAAAUGAAACAAAACCGAAAAAAAAAAAGGAAAAAAAAAACAUGAAAUUGAUUGUUGCGCAUUAUUAAAUCUUCGAGGCACAUUCCAGUCGAGUUUUUUGAAGUAGUGGUAGUUGUUUAGCAAUGAUACAUUGAUAUAAUCGUUACUGGAUGUAGAGUAUGACCAGAAAUGUAGGCUUUUAAUAACCAUAAUUGGUCGUAUCCCUAAGGAAACACACGUACACACACAACCACACAUAAGUGAAUACACAAAGCAAACUAAUUAAUCUUUUUGCGAUAACUAUGUAAACGUCAUUUAAUGCUUUUCGAAAUGCACGAAACGUAUAGAAGGGGGGUGGGUUAAACGUUUUCAUAUUUGAUAAUUUAUUUAUAUUUUGCAUAUAUAUAUAUAUAUACACACACAUACGUAUGUACAGGCAACGCUCUUCAAAAUGUAAGGCCUUUUGCAUAAAAAUUAAGCCGUACCACCCGUUUUUUAUAAAAAAAAAUAAAAAAAAAACAAAAGAAAAAAGAGCACACGACGUACGCCAUCGUGUCGACGUCUGUUUUAUAAACUGGACAGACGAAGGGUGAAAAAGGUAUAAUCUCAUCAAAACUAGAGAACUUUGAUGGAGGAUAUCCAGCAUAAUAAUUAUAGCGUACAAAAGAAAUAAGAAAAAAAAAAAAAUAAGAAGUGAACAAAGCGAAGUACUUCGAGACUAUGCCGGACACGCCAAGCCGGAAUCGUUUCGAACGAUUCUCUUGAAGCCACCCGGGUUAUGAUCCCCGGGGCAGAGAGACGAGUAGAAGGGGAGAAAAACUUGGGCUCUAGGGGACAACUUAAAAUUUAAGCAUGUAGUCACAAUGGCUGUGUACCUCGGCGCAAAGUUUGAUACCUUAUUUUUAUAAUAUAUAUCGAAAGUAAUUUGUUGUUAAACCAACGAAUGAUUAUACGAAGAGAGAAAGAGGAUAGAGCGAGAGAAAGAUAACAAAAAAAAGAAGAAACGCGAGUUAAUAAGAGAAACAUUGUUUGAUGUUUAUGCAAUUGGCCACUGAGUGGUCUUGUCUUUGCGCGUCCGUGUCAAAAUGGGUGUAUAUUUUGGUGAAAACGCGCAUUGCUGGCCGCGAUCGAACGAAUUUCAGUUCUUGUAUGUACCUGCUUUUUAGUUUCGCGCUCAUUAAUGAAAAUUCUUGCUGAUUUUUGUUCUUUUUUUUUUUUUACUAUAUAUUAUUUUUCUUUUUUUUUUUCUCUUUAUUAGGAUAAACGAUCGUCGAGAUUUAUCCGUGUGACAUUUAUCGAAAUGAAAAACGUUCGAAUGCGCUGCCGUGAACGUUGUGUACGAAAAAAAAAGAAAAAAUAACGCGUGAGAGGAACACGAGCCAAAUAAUGUCAUUAUGGCGACGAUUAAUCCACGUGUUAUAUAUAUAUAUAUAUAUAUAUAUAUAUUAUUGCGGCCAUUCUAAAAGCGACUCUCGAGGGAACUUUUUCAAGCGAUAGAGAUUCGAACACGAAACAUAUAUUUAUAUUACAUAUGUAUUAUACCGUUUAACGACAGCGCAUAGCGAUUAUUUGCGGGCCUCCAGAUUUAACUCUGUACACGUCACUUACUCGAAAUGUAAAACGUAUCGGCAAAAAAAAAGAAACGAAGACGCAAGAGAGAUAUAGAGAGAAAAAGUAAGAACCAACAGAGAUGAAUUUAGGUCUCGAAUAUUAUAUUUAUAUCGUGACUCGAGCAAGGGUUCUCCUUUUAGCGAACGCGACAUUAUUGUGAUAAUUAAUACGUAACGCUUUUCGUGAAACGGUCUCACAGUUCGUUACUUAAUUACGCACAGUAGAAAAUGUUGUGAAGCAGUACGUGUGCACACUAAUCCAUUCUCGGUCGGUUUCGAACCGCGUGUCACACGCGUUUACAAGCGGAUGUUGCUCGAUAAGAAAAAAAGAGAUAUAUUUGUCCAGAAACUUUGUCGAUUCGUUUCUAGGUUCACGUGUGUGUGUGUGUUGUCGUAAUUUUUGUAUUUUCUUCUUUCGCCGAGCCCUGGAUUAAAUCGAACUUCAAAACGCGUGUGGAUCGCGAGAGGGAUAAAAAAAAAAUGAGAGCAAGUGUCGUCGGAUAUUCGCCGAUUGUCUUCGCCACUUUGAUAAAACAUGGUUUAAAACGCUCCUACUGUGUUGUAAAUCAGACCGCGCGUUGCCGUAGCGGAGUGAAUAGUUAUAUAAAAUAAUAGGAAGCGUAUGCUACCGAGUAUUGAACGAUUCUGAAUACUCAUAUAUUGCGUACGCCCUCUAUACAAUCGUCUUAUUGUUUCAGAUCUGCAUUCCAGUUCCUUUGGGAUCUUCAUAGAAAUUCUCUCUCUGGUUAGCUUUUGUAUUUGGUACAGAAAAUCUUCUGGUAUUCUUUUAAUAAUUGUUUAAAUAUUUCAUUGAAUUUCUCUUAUUCUGCCGAACAGCUGACCUAUUGUUCUAGUAUCAUAUUCAUUAUCUUCGUUCAUUUUCCUUUGCAGAUAGAGGAUAUUUCACCGCUAUUGCUGAUUACUGAGGCUUUUCUGGACGCGCGAAACGUUCAGUGGUGUCGAUCGAUUGGAAAUCACGUUCCCACGUAUGGGGAAUCCAGUGACUAGUUUCUGAAGGCCUUGGAAUAAGAUAACCCUUUGGGCUCUCUGUUUCUUCGCAUCAAUGACGAUAAACGCAUAUCUGUCCUCAAGAGUGUGAAUCUCUCAAGGUGGUCGUAUAAUUUUUAGAAAUCUUUACACACACACCCAAAUCGUAUUCCGGCUGGGAUUAACACAGAGAUGAAAUGGGGUGGCGAGACCCGAACGUGUUAGGGCAGCAAAGGGUUAACACAAACAGGUUCUUAUAUAGUUUUCUUCGUUUCGAAACGGAACCGCUUGAGUUGUCAGCAAAAAACGUGAUCCUUCGUCAAAAGUGCAAGACGCCUAUUGCACGUUUUCUCGAAUGCCGUUGAUAGCGGGGUGUACGCGUAGCUCUGUGAUAUGUAAAACGUAGCAUAUUUAUAGAUCUACCAAUCGUGCAUCAUGAUUAAAAAAUAAGGGAAACGUAUCUUAUCAGUUUUAUAACACGUGGUAUUACGAAUCAUGUGAUCCUAAAUGACGUGUACUGCGGGAGGAGCUCGCUGUCUACUUUAAGGGGAGAGAAACGAGAGUUGUUAAAGCGAAAGAUCAGUAUUUUCCGUUUAUUCGUUUUGUUUUUUUCUUUUUCAUUUUUCGUUUUCUAUAUUCUGUUCGCCGCGCGAAUUCGUCUUGUUGUCGUCCUCGUCGUAAAGGGGUUUCAAUGAACAAAGAGAAAAAGAGGAGGAGAGGGAAUCGAGAGAUGAUACUUGUAUUUAUUUUCUGCUCUUGCGUUCUUUUCUUCUGUUCCCUCGGCGUGACCGUGUUGUUCUAUCAUCCGUAUUAUACUUUCUACUUAACGUGACAAAUUUUUCAUUUACCCGAGCGAGUUAUAUAAAUCCGUGUAUCGCGAAUCCGUUCAUUUUGUACGUUUGUCUGUUUGUUAGGAUGGUGUAUAGUCUUCUAGUAGUUUGCGUGUUUGUUCGCUAACAAAGGAGUGUUUCAGUACUGCAAUGAUAUGUACGAAAUUGUUUUAUCUAAUUACUUUUUUUUUUUUUUUUCUUCUUGUACUUGUGUUAACGAACACUUGUAAAUCCUACGUUCAUUUACAAUGGUAUUUAGGUACAAUCUCGUGGAGAACUGUUAAACUUAGAUAUAUUUUUUCAUGUAACAAGACUCACUGUGGUGGUGCCACAAUCUCGUACUAACACAAUGAAAUUCAUAAGUAAUACCUAGGUUUUCGCACCUGGUUACUGUUACGUUUUUUUUUUCCUUUGAUCGUUUAAUGAUCUUCUCUGAGGCAUAUUAAAUACUCGUACUAAAGAUAUACUGGACUAGUGCGCGUUAUGGUGUAGCCAGGUGGCUUAUAUGUUCUAGCGUUUAUAAUUUCAUUAUCUAAUGCCGUCUUGGUUCCUAGUAAAUUUUAUUAAUCGCUUAACGAUAUCCGUACCUGGUCAAUUUUCUAAUUCGUUCGUACUCUUUUUAACCGUUUGCAAACUUCUGCAUAUCUGAAUACCAAAAUUGCAUUUCUUUUUCUACGACAAUUUCCAAAUAUCCGUAAUGUAAUAUAACAUUAAUUCAUAGCGAUUCGACAAAUUUCCAACAUCUUCUCAUUCCUUCUCAUUAAUGCUCGACGAAUUUAAUGAAUUUUUCGAGCCAGCCUAGUUUCCCCGUUAAAAUUCUACUCUUCAAUUGGUGUUUCUAUGAUGGCAAACAUCGAAUAGAGCAGGGAUAGUUUUUCAUGAUAUUCGUGACACGCCUUCCGCGUCUAUUUUAUCGAAUGAUCCAACCGAAAGCAAAUCAAUCUUCUUACGCUUGUAUCAAGCACUGUCCAUUGUACAUUUCUUCUUUUUGCGUCCUGUGUCCGUUGUUUUGCCUCCGAGGAAGCGUAAAAAAAAAAAAGAAAGAAAGAAAGAAAUGACGAGGGAAAAUAUAAUGCAAAUAAUUGGCACAGUUCUCCGCGCUUCAGCCGAGUCAAUGAUUCAAAGGAAAAUAAAAAGAGAUAUCUUCCGGUGCGUGUCGAUCGUUCGCGUGCUGAGAUGAAAACUUAAAAAAAAAAAAAAGAAAGAAAUCGUUGACUAAAUAAUAUUUAUAUAGCCUCCGGGAACCACGAGUACCUUUUUAAUCAUUAAUGCUGAACGCUGUGAUAUCGCGUACAUUAAACAAUUUUUAUUAUAUUAUAAACGUAAAGUGUGCAUAUUGUAAUGUUAACGAGAAAAAGAGCGAAAAAAACGAAACGAUAGAGAGAGAGAGAGAAAAAAAAGAUAGAGUACAUAUUUCUCCUUUAUAUGUGAAGACUGAAAAAAAAAAAAAAAUAAUAAAAU